AAAACCGCCGAAGAAGAAGAAACCGAAGUCAUUUUGUAUUUUCGUUCGUUUAACAUGUUUCAGGUGUUGGGUUUAUUUGUGCCCGUCACAGAGUUUUAAGGGUAACAUUUGUACUUUGCAUCGUUAGCGAGGAGGUACUUAUUAGCAGUGAGAGCAUGAUGAACUAUUCCGACUAUGACUCUGAUGGAUAUUCGUCGAAUGAAGAUGCAGACUAUGUCCCAUCAGAUGAUAACCUCAGUGAGGAUGACAUAAAUGAGUGUGAGAAGGAGGACCCUCUUCAUGAGGAUGACACUGUGCCCCAUUCUGAGCCCAUCAGCAAGAAAAAAAAGAAAAAAGACAUCAGUGUGAGAAAGAGGAAGAAGAGAUUACUGAAAGUAGACGACAAAGAUGAAGAUGUUGGUGGAGCUAAAGAGGCGGAUAACCCACAAGAAGAAGUGAAAACACCCACUAAGGCAAAGGAUCAGGAUGAUGAAGCAAAACAGAAGAAAAAGUCAGAUGAACUUUGGGCCAGUUUCUUAUCUGACGUCGGAUCGAGACCCAAAGAGUCUGCACCACAGUCGGGUACCACACAGAAGGAUGAUUCCACAGUUUCCAAGACUGCUUCUGCGGUGACUGAAACAAAGCCGUCAGGUCCCGCUAAAGUCACCAUCACCAAAGUUUUUGACUUUGCGGGUGAGGAAGUUUGGGUGAAUAAAGAGGUUUCAGCUGACUCCAGGGAAGCAAAGAGUUAUCUCAAGAGCCAGAGCGUCAACGAGGACGAGAAGAGCGAAAACGAGAAGACGUCAUCACCCUGUUCUCCACCGCUCCCUGGUUCCAGUACUAAGCGCCCAGCAGGCAUGUCAAAUGUCCUAAGUCGUAUUGGGGGAAAGAAACAGAAAAUGAGUACAUUGGAAAAGUCAAAAAUGGACUGGGAUGCUUUUAAAUCUGAGGAGGGCAUCACCGAGGAGCUGGCUAUCCACAACAGAGGCAGAGAAGGGUAUGUGGAGCGGAAGAAUUUCUUGGAGCGCGUCGACCACCGCCAGUUUGAGUUGGAAAAGGCAGUACGACUGAGCAAUAUGAAGCAAUGACACAGACCGACAACACACACACUCGCACAGAGAACAGAUUUUUUUUUUUUUUUUUUUUUUUUUUUCCUGCAGCUCUUUCUUUCUCUAAUGAGACAGGUGCUGUUCUCCCUUUAAAGUGAGCUCAAACUACUGUUCUUGCUCGAGUCUAUUUCAGGCUCGGUAUAUUAAUAGGCUCAGUUUGUACGAAGGAGGUUUGCUGCGUGUGCUUCCAUCCUUGUGUAACCAAUAACGAAUCUCAGACCUUCACACUGCAUCCCUCCUGCUUCCUCAAGUGGCUGAUUUAAGACCUCAAGGACGGAUUAAAACCCACACUGGUUUAUUGUAAUUUUUGUUUUGUUUUUUUGCAUAAUUUCUCUCUGUUAUUGAACUUUCAUACCCCUCAGGAUCUGGGAACAUUAUACCAUCUAUAGUGUAAAACCUGACAGGCCAAGAAGCACAAGAACUCAGACGAUCUGUCUGUCUUGUUAGGGUAGAGGCUGUAAUUAUGUAUCUUUGUUGGUGCCGACCAAAACCACAAACACAAUAAUUUUGUUUUCAGUGAGCUCAAAGCAGAGCCAUGCAGUAGGUAAUACUCACCAUAUUGAUGACUCCAAAAUAGCUGAAUCAUAAUGUGGUACGUUACAGCUGCUGUUUAUUAAAAGAAAAAAAAGUUACUUCAUCCAUAAGACCGUUAAGUACCUCUGUCUGCUGGCUGAUUCACAGAUCAAAGUGUACUUUGUAGAAUUGUAGUAUUAGUAAUAGUAUUUUUUUGUUUGUGAUAAGCAAAUGUAUCCGUUAGGUUCAGUGGACAAAUUGUUGCAUGGCAACAGAAAGUGAGAAAGUGAUUGGACGUUUCUCUCUGGUGUACCUCUGGUGUUUUAUCAAUUAAGGAAAACUGUUUGAACUGUCUUAUUUCAUUGAUAGAAUCAGGAUAGUUUUGUGAUGGGUUUUUAACAUGAUUCACAUUGUCAUGGAAACAAAUCUGUAUAUUGCAGAGUUUGAAGCUGAUGAUAAAAACCACUGUGUACAGUU
Molecule: messenger RNA, 2078 nt
Organism: Oreochromis aureus
Lineage: Eukaryota; Metazoa; Chordata; Actinopteri; Cichliformes; Cichlidae
Gene: cfdp1
Product: craniofacial development protein 1
Exons: 7
Coding region: 156-1067 (303 amino acids)
Source: RefSeq, a predicted model, not a curated record